Messenger RNA from Mauremys reevesii (Reeves's turtle), 3083 nucleotides. It is a transcript of the gene SNUPN, whose product is annotated as snurportin 1. NCBI's taxonomy places the organism in Eukaryota, Metazoa, Chordata, Testudines, Geoemydidae. The coding region runs from base 582 to 1679 and encodes 365 amino acids. Gene Ontology annotation, cellular component: cytoplasm; nucleus. Gene Ontology annotation, molecular function: nuclear import signal receptor activity; protein binding. The transcript is spliced from 9 exons. Gene Ontology annotation, biological process: snRNA import into nucleus; protein import into nucleus. The record is from RefSeq and is a predicted model, not a curated record.
UGCACCCUUUGCCUAUUCACGCGCUCUAAGGCCCAGCCCUCCAAAGGGAUUUAGGUGCUGGAACCAAUGGGCGUAAGGCGCCUGAGCACCGAGACUGGUUUGCCGGAUCGGGGCCCGACACGGCAAGCGCCGCGGGGGCAGGUCCCAGCAGCAGCCGCCGCCCCGAUUUACUGCUGACAUCCGAGGCGGUUCUUGUUUGCGAGCUCUCCCCGCUGCCACCGCCGGGCCGGGGAGAGCAGGUUGGGGGGGUCCGGCUUGUCCCCUCGGCUAGACUCGUGCAGAGCCCCGCGCACCCGCAAUUCAGCCCCCUCCCCCGAGUAAUUAGCUGCGGACAGCCCGGGGCGGCGGCUCCGUACCCGGCCCUGUCUGCGCUGGGCCUAAGCGGGCCGCCGGCCUCCCUCGGCUCGGGCGCCACAGGCCUAGCGGCGCUGCAGCCUCCCGCGCGGCCCGGCGGAGGCUCCGCAGGCAGCGGGGCGGGGCCAGGCACGCCGGGCAGGAGGCCGCUCGGCCCGGCCGGAACCCGCCUCGGCGGCCUCGUGACGGCGCGACUCGACUCGGCUGGAGCGCGGCCCGAGAGUAAAAUGGAGGAGUUGAACCAAGCACUGGCUUCCAGCUUCGCUGUGUCUCAGGACCUGAACAGCACAGCAGCCCCUCACCCCCGACUGGCACAGUACAAGUCCAAGUACAGUUCCUUGGAGCAGGCAGAGAGGAGACGUCGGCUCCUGGAACUUCAGAAAUCUAAGAGAUUGGACUAUGUGAACCAUGCCAGGAGACUGGCAGAGGAUGACUGGACUGGAGCUGAGAGGGAGGAGGAGGAAGGUGAAGAUGCGGGCAGUGAGGAUAUGGACGUUGACGUGGGCAAGAAGUUGCCAAAGCGCUAUGCUAACCAACUAAUGCUUUCUGAGUGGCUGAUUGAUGUCCCCCCAGAUCUGGAACAAGAAUGGAUCCUGGUGAUGUGUCCCAUGGGGAAAAGGGCACUGAUUGUGGCAUCCAGGGGCUCCACUGCAGCUUACACCAAGAGUGGAUUUUGUGUCAACAGGUUCCCCUCCCUCUUGCCAGGGGGAAACAGGCGUAAUUCGGCAACUGGGAAAGACUACACGAUCUUGGACUGUAUCUACAGUGAAGUGAACCAGACGUACUACAUCCUUGACGUGAUGUGUUGGAGGGGGCAUCCCGUUUAUGACUGUCAGACAGAUUUCCGAUUCUACUGGCUUCAUUCUAAGAUACAAGAAGAGGAAGGGCUGGCAGAGAAAAGCAGAAUUAAUCCAUUUAAAUUUGUGGGCCUGCAGAGUUUCCCCUGCACCCCAGAGAGCCUAUGCGAGGUGCUGGCCAUGGACUUCCCCUUUGAGAUAGAUGGGCUCCUCUUCUACCAUAAACAAACCCACUACAGCCCCGGCAGCACCCCACUAGUGGGCUGGCUCCGACCCUACAUGGUAUCAGACAUCCUUGGGAUGACUGUGCCAGCUAAUCCGCUAACUACCAAACCAGACUACGCCGGGCACCAGCUCCAGCAGAUCAUUGAGCAUAAGAAGAGUAAAAAGCUGGCAGGAGAGGAGGGAUGCUUGAGCUCCAAGGAGGUGGCUGAGAACGGACAUUAUGAGUUGGAACACUUGUCUACACCUCGGCCGGCAGAAUCUCCCAACAGCCAAGUUGAGACAGCAAGCCAGAUGGAGAGCUAGACUACUGUAGUGGGAUGGUUUUAUUGAGAGGGUGAGGGGCCACAGCACAGCCUUCUCGUUUUCCAUUGCUGCUCAUGCUGGCUGGGAGGAGGAUAAUAGUGAUCACUGGAUGGCUCUGUUUUAAGUGCCUUUAAGGGAAAUAGGUCAGCUUUAACAGUUGUUGCAAGGACUAUCACUUCUGUGGAGAUGCUAAGGCUUAGUCCUACCUGCUGAAGAAAUCUGCUCUUGGGAUUGUACCCUGUGCCAAACUGCAUGGUUACUCAUUUAGAACCUGAUCCUGUUCCUAUUGGACUCCAUGGCCAAAACUCCAUUCUCAGAGCAGGAUUCAGACACCUCUUUGUAAACUGAACACCAAAUACCAGGCCUCAGACAAACCUUAUUAGGCUGAAAAUCUGGGGCAUUUCCACCUCCAAUCCAGUGGUUUGCACUUAAGACCCUUUUGAUGAAAGUUUUGUGGUCAAUCUGAUUCUGGUUUCAGAGGGUUGCACUAUAAGUCUAAAAUCUGAAGGCUGUGUUUGACACCCACAUGUUAGUGAGAAACAGACUUUCCUUGCAUCAGAACAGGCCCCUGUAUCGAAAAAUGGCCGUGUGCAAAAAGAACUCAGCAUAAUUUUAUUCUCUGACCCUUUUUGCAAUAGGGGAAAUGCCCAAGUCAUGUUGAAUUUUUUUUUUUUUUUUUUGUGGUUGAAUGUGCAGAAUAAAGUGUUUCAUAUAAAUAUUAACUCUUCAGUCUCUCUUACCAGUUAACCAAUUUUGGAUUAUCAUUUAGAUUUCUUUGAAUCAGGCACUUUAUAGCACUAACUGAAAAUAUUAUGUAUGGUUGAGUUUCACAACUCUGUCAAUGCACCUUAGUCCUUAUCUCAUGCUCUCCCUGCUAUUCCAGUCCUAGCCCUCUCUCUUGUAUACAGAUUUUCAACUGCAUUUAUAUGUACCAGGAUGUGUCUACACUACAAACAGUACAGUACAGCCUCUGUUAUGUGGGCACAUGGUACUGCAACAGGAGGGUGUUGUCUGUCGCUAUAUUAAACCAAUCUCGAGAGGCAGCAGCUAGGUUGUUGGAAGAAUUCUUCCAUCAACCCAGCUGCUCUACGGUAAGGGUUAAGUCAACAUAACGACGUCACACAGGUAUGAAAUGUUUCAUAGCCCUGAGCCAUGGAGCUAGGUGAUCUAAUUUUUAGGUAGACCAGGCCCUAUUUUUAUGAUUAAAAUGAGUAUCUGCUAGGGUGAGACCACAAAACUCAACUGACUGGUUACCCAAACUAGGUUUUCACUGGUGAUAAAAGGCCAGUAUGUUAACUCCCAGGUUUGAACUCUUUAUUAUGUUAUAUAGACAGCAAAUUAGUUAUGAUUCCAACCAACCCACUCAAGUUAAAAGAGGUGGAUAAAAUUUCAUACUAUAAAUAC